Molecule: messenger RNA, 1537 nt
Organism: Suillus paluster
Lineage: Eukaryota; Fungi; Basidiomycota; Agaricomycetes; Boletales; Suillaceae
Exons: 8
Coding region: 51-1412 (453 amino acids)
Biological process (GO): vacuole fusion, non-autophagic
Cellular component (GO): fungal-type vacuole membrane
Molecular function (GO): phospholipid binding
Source: RefSeq, a predicted model, not a curated record
AUCCUCUGCAGCUGCACUGCAUCACCUACAAACUACCUCGUUGUUCCAGCAUGCCUCGACAGCCUCGUUCGUUGCUUGGCCUUGCUAUAUCGCCGAAGCGCACAUCCUCUCCUGGACCUCCGUCACCCACGUUUUCAGACGCGACACACGCUUCUGCAAUGAAUUUUGGCGCGGACGGUCCUGAGAAGAUCAUUACCCGUGCUAACCUCAAAGUUAGCUUGCAGUCUUAUGAUGAUCUCAUGAAUGCGAGCGCGAAUUAUCGUGCUGCUUUACUUCAUAUGUCGAAAGUGACCUUUGCAUUUGCGGAUGCUUUGGAGAAAUGUUCUGGUUUGAAGGGACCUUCGUACGAAGCAGGCACAAGACUUCAGGCUGCCUCAGGACUUCAUCAUCUCAUUGGUAACCACUGGCAUGUCCUUGCGGAGACGCUUGAUAAGAGUUUCGAGAAACCACUGCGGCAGCAUUUGGACACAUACCGAACGAUCGUAAACGAGCGCUCCGCAUCAUACGAGAAGGCUCUUCGCGAAAAGAGUCAAAUCAUUCGCCAAACAGAAAUGAGUAACAUGAAUAAAAAGCAGCGAAACCUGCAAAGCUUCCGUGAAGCGCUUGUGGUCCUCCAGCGUCAAGUGGAUGACCUGGAUGGUCUCAAGGCGCAACACUACCAAGAAAUAAUGGAACACGAGGAAGAAGUCUGGGACGUGGUUCAAGGCAAGGUCUGCGUAGCCGUUCGCUCGACUAUGGAUGUAUUUGAUAGGUUCACGAGCAAAGCAUCGGAUUCCAUCUUGGAAGCGAUGCUCCAGUCUGUCCCAGACCCAUUUGACACGUAUGGACCCCCUCAGGCGGAGGACCAAAUUUUCACCAUUCUUCCUCCGCUGGCCGUAAUGGCUAAUGCACCCUCACCCUCGCCGAGCCCAUUGGCUAUCACGCCACCACCCCCGAGUUCUGACGUUUCCCCAGCGAUCAUUAAUAAUUCUUGGGCUCCAAAUGGGGGUUUCUACGCUACAACUUCGGAAUGGGCUGAUUCUGUCUACCCGUCUUCGACUCCUCCUCGGUCGACUUCACCCUCGGCUAACCUUAAGCGUCGUCAGUCGCAUCCGCCGACCAACACGCAUCAUGCACGGAAGUCAGAGUCUAAGCUUCGGAGUGUUCUUUCAGUCAUUGAUGAGACACACGUCCGUCAUGCGAGUGACGUUAUUGAUGCCUCACCCACUGAAGCCCAGGCUUCACCUCCCGAUAGAAACGGAGGUCCUCUUGAACCCGAUACGAAUUGGGAGUCAUUUACGUAUGGAGAGUCACCAUAUCCUUCCAUCACGGACGACGUGACUCCAGUUCAAUCCUCAUUAGUUGUCGAUUCGACAAUCAGAGAUGUGACUCAGACUAUCAUUGGGGAACUCGACCUUAGUCAAACUCCGUAGUUGACACAAUCAGAAGCACUACAAUUCGCACGUAUUCAAUAAUUGCAUAUUCGAUUUUUAUUGUUUGCUUUUACGACGAGAUAUGAUGAUAUAUGUAGCGGACAGACAGUUAACUAAGGACAUUC